CCCCAGACACAGGCUGUGGUUUCAAGUGGAAAAUGUCACUGGGCACUAUAAAGAAGAGAGGUGUGCGAAUAAGGAGACAGAGGGAUGAGUGACAGAAAGAGAGAGAGGGAGGGAGUGAGGGAGAUUGCAUAAGAGAGCGAGAUAGAGAUGUGCGAGUAGAAAGCAAGAGGGACAGAAAGAGACAGAAGAGAGAGGAAAUCUUCUGAAAUCGUCAGUCCAGUAAAAGGAAACGACAAUGUGUUUUCUCUCUGGGACCCCCUGCUACCCUUAACAACCAAGACUCAUGAGUCGUAUUGUGGUCAUAGCAAUGAAGAUCCUGUGGUCCUUACACGUCCUGGUGCUUCUGUUUUCAGUGGAGUCAAUGCACCUUCACAAAGGCUCGCAAGGACUCUUCUGCUUGAAUGACUAUGUCAACAAUGUGAGCUGCACGUGGAACGGCUCGGUGGCUCCUGGUGUGGACUGUUGGAUCUCUGGUGUGUUGAAAACUAGGGAUCAAGGUGCAAGACCAUACAACAUAAUUCAAACCUGCAAGCUGAAACAACACAGAAACUCUCCUCCAGGCUGCAGUUUUGUCUUUAAAGGCAAAAUAUUCAACCAAUAUAAACGCCUGCCCAUCCGUAUGGAGUGCAAUGGUACGCUGGUGGAGAACCUCACAGACUAUACCCCACAUGAUCACGUCAAAAUGCAUCCUCCAGGUGUUCCCAAAGUCAACCUCACUGCCAAUGAGACAUGGAUAUCAUGGAGUGCAGGCAGUCCUGUAUCCUACUUCAUCACAGCCUUCGACUUCGAAGUUCAGAUCACGCAGAAAAACCAGGCAUGGAAGGAUGCCAUAACUCUGAAUACACAAGAUCUUGAGCUAAAAACGCCUUCUUGGAAACUAAAGGGGCACUGCCAGGUCAGGGUGAGAGUGCGCCAAGCUAAAAAGCCAAACAGCCACUGGAGCAACUGGAGUCCAGCAACAUCCUGGGUAGGAGCAACGGACAUGGUGGGAACAUUACAGGAUCAAGAUUGGUUUCUGGAUCAGACAUCCCUGAUAAGGUGGGGAGUGAUGUUCAUCUUCGGUCUCAUCCUUGUUGUAAUGCUGGUCCUUUACAAGAGCUGCAUGAACAGAAGGCUCCACAGAGGGAAACCAUUACCAAACCCUUCAACAUACUUCCACACGCUCCACUCUGUCCACGGAGGAAAUCUAAAGAAAUGGCUGAAUCCUCUGUCAGCUCCUGAAUCAUUCUUCAGAGUCCAACAAUGCGACCAAAUUUCUCCCGUUGAGUUAUGUGAAAGUUCUGAUGUAGUCACAUCCAGCGCCGCCUUCACCAGCGCUGUACGUCACUUCAAGAGCUACCCCUCGACGGGCUCAGACACCAGCGGGGUCGUUGACAAUUCCUCCUCGUCCUCUUCAUCCUGCUUCUCUAACAUGGGCUACUUCAUGUCCAGCUCCUCCAGCAGCUCAGCUCGAACCGACCCCAAUCCUGCCUACUUCACCUAUCAGGACGAUUUCCACAAUCUGCAUAACAGCCGCAACCUUCACCUCUCCCUCUGCCCCAUCUUCACCUCCUCUGCAACCUAUGAGAGCUUGAAGAGGGAGCCGCAGAGCCCGGACUCUGGCUUUGGCAUCGGAAAGGAAGAUGAAGAUGAUAGUGAAGACAAAAGCGCUGUGGAUUUUGAAGGGGAAGAGGUUUUAAAAGAAUGCUCUCCUCUUUUUAUCCUCCCUCUCCAUCUUCCUUCCCGGAUGCCCCCACCCUCCUCUCCUUCACCCCCUCCUUACACCCCCAGUCUAACUCAGGUAUCCUCUGACAGCCAGCCAGUAGAUGCACCUGUGGCAGGUGCUGGUGAGAGCUAUGCGGCCUGGCCUUUGGCCGGUGCCAUGUGCAGGUCUUCCUCCAUGCCUGUGGAGCCCGGUAAAACAGGGUAUCUGACCCUGAAAGAGCUACAGACGACAUUCAGUAAUAAAUCCAUCUGAAAACUUGUAAUGUAUCUGGAAUACAUUCAUCAUUUUAAAUUCAAUGUGUUUACAUCAUAAGCAAACUGACUGAUUGUUUAUGUCAAUGAGAUUGUGGAUGUGAGCAUCUCCAACAGAAUAUAUUGAGUUCUUGUUCAGUUCUGACUAAAAAAAACAAAUGCUUUUUUUUUUACAGAUUCCAGGAUUUUUAUGCUUUAAACCUAUAUUAACUCCUUUUUGGUCACCUAGGGGAAGAGUAACAAGCUGAACACACGCGUAACAUAAUAUCAGCCUAUUAAGUUUUUAUGGUGAAUGUGUUAACAAACAGUUGCCCGUUUACACAUUCAACAGACACUGAGCUAUACUAGCCUUGAAUCAAGUUUCUGGCCACUUGAUGUAUGUAAGUCCAACAUUCAUAGUCUCCCAAGGGAAAUAUCUAUAUAAUAAAUAAUGUGAAGUGUAAAGUGUUUAAUGAGAACAGCGAGAGUGAACCAAAGCGGUAAAUUCACGGAAAUCCAAAAUAAUGAACAUAAACUCUCCGUAGAGCUGAAGGAGGGGCAGAGUCGGGUGAUCAUUCUGAGCUACUACAUCUAAAGUAGCGACAGGUAGUCAUUUGAUCAAUUGUACAUAUACAUCAUUCUAAUCAGCUUAUGUAGCAGGAAUUUGUCUUUGAGAGUUUCAAAAAUGCUGUUUAUAGAUGUAUAGGGUCAUUAUUUAGCUGAUUCACACUGUAUAUAGAAUAGUGUACCUCAUUACUGACUCCAAACAAGUACUUUAAACAAUCUAUUUUUUUCUUUCGUUGCGCUUUAUUUGCAUUAAUGUUGAAGUACAUAUAAAAUAACAUUGCAAAGCAAAGCAUGAAAGUAGACAUUACUUUAAACUAAAUGCUACUAAUGGUAAUGAUAUUAAUGGCACUGUCUAUAAAAAGAACAGGAGUUUGCUUUUUACUACUUUAACCUAAAUCUUACAAAGACAUAUGUUGUGAGAGCUCUUUUGAACUACUAAUAUCAUUAUAUAAUAACAAGGAAAAUUUUGCUAAAUACAAAUUCUGCAUUCCUGUAGGCAGAUCUGUGAUUUUGAAAGCACUGAAACAUGAUUUAAAUGUGCUCUGAUUAUAUAAUUAGUAACAAAUUAAGAGCAUGUGAGUGUGACUCUCCCGUCGAAUCAUGAGAGGACAGUGUAGUGAAUGAUGUCUGUUAUCGCUCACACAAUCUAAGAUGAAGUUUAAGGGUAUGAAACUAACCAACCCUGCAGCAACAUUCAAGCAUUAAAGCAUUGUUGACUUUAGUCUUUACUGACACUGUCACAAGUAAGGCAGCUGGUUUGCCGCUGAUGUUUUUGUUAGUCAAUCUCAUUUGUUUGUACAUCUUUAUGAAUGAUUCCAUGUUGUUAAAGAGAGCAACACCUUUAGUUAUCAAUAAUCAUUAUAUCAGAAACAGAUCAUCCAACCUACAAUAUAGCUGCACCUGGUAAAGUUUACUUUCUUCCAGAAAGAAUUGUGUCUUCAUGCCAUAACUGAUUUAGUGUAAUAUUUAUCAGAUUGCUAUUUCUAGAUUUAUGUAAACCUUUGAGGUCGCUGAUACAUGUUGCUGCUCUUGUCUCUACACAUGCAGUAUAUUUCCGUUGCACUCAGUGACAUCUGUGCAGAGACCAAACAAAAUAAAACCUCUGAUAGA
This is a messenger RNA of Morone saxatilis (striped sea-bass), 3612 nucleotides long. RefSeq names its product interleukin 2 receptor, beta (gene il2rb). Gene Ontology annotation, cellular component: external side of plasma membrane. The record is from RefSeq and is a predicted model, not a curated record. The transcript is spliced from 10 exons. The coding region runs from base 284 to 1957 and encodes 557 amino acids. Gene Ontology annotation, molecular function: protein binding; cytokine receptor activity. Gene Ontology annotation, biological process: immunoglobulin mediated immune response; cytokine-mediated signaling pathway. NCBI's taxonomy places the organism in Eukaryota, Metazoa, Chordata, Actinopteri, Moronidae.